Messenger RNA from Seminavis robusta, 1008 nucleotides. The record is from the annotation of a GenBank genome assembly. Lineage: Eukaryota; Bacillariophyta; Bacillariophyceae; Naviculales; Naviculaceae.
AUGAAGACCUUUGCCACUGCCCUUGUCGUUCUUCUGUUGCUAGAUUUGGCAUCUGCUCGCUUUGAAGGCACCAAAGAUGAUUUCUUUGAGAUAAUCGCGAACGGAGAAGUGCCUAGUGGCAUCCUUGACGAUGAGGACGAACUCGGUCGAACAACAAACUUCAGAAAGCUACAGGGACAAGCGAGGGAAUCAGGUCAACGAUGCGGAAGGAACAAUCCUUGCUUGGAUGGCCUGGAGUGCACAUCUACAGCCUUUGGCAGUUAUUGUACCUCUACAGCCUGCUUCAUGAAAGUUGUGAACAACUUUAUCGAAAGGCAUCAGCUUCAGGACAUGCCUGAGAGGUACAUGGAGCAGACUGGAUUUAUGGGACGAGAUGUUACUAAUUCAAGUGUGACGGGACAGUCGGGUUGGAGAGCCUUCGCUGCUUCUUCAGAGGCGGUGCUCAACAGAGACUUUCGGGAUGCCAUUACGGAUGCCAUGACUGCUAAUCCACCGAACAUGACAGAGCUGCUUCUUGACUAUGUUACUGCUUGCCCAAACGUUGCUUCCAUUCAAGGUGUGACCAUUAUGCUGGGACUUCACUACGAGAUUUCCGUGGUGGUUCCAAAGAUGUUCAACAAUUACUAUUUUGCUAUUGGAACCGGAGACCUCAACUUGGACAUCACGUUUGAUAACGCUACCCUGACGGGUGCAGUCAACUACAACGGCACAGGAGGAGUAUUUACGGAUUUGUGUUUUGGAGUCGGCCCCGAUGUCGGUUUCGACGUGGGCAUUACAGCUGGCCUUCUUCCCAGGAGCGGUACCAUCAAUGAUCUAACGGACUGUUCUUUUAUGUUUGACGCUGACAUUGCUGCUGCAACCGGUUUCGGUCUGGCCAUCGGAGUGACGUCAAACACUUGUACCGCCAAGGUCAUGAUGACAUUGGGCGCUGGCCUUGGCGGCGGUAUUGGAUUCACUGGCUGUAACACGUUCGAGUUAGGGAGGCUUUCAUUUUCGGGUGGCGUCUAG